AUGAAUCUAGUCCUGCCAACAUUCCUAGCCCCCCCAUCCGCUACUAGUCCUGGAUUACCUCCAACAUCUUCUGUUGGAUGUAAAUGUGAAGAGCUGAAAGAGGAGGUAAAAGCGCUGAAGGAGGAGCUCAUCAAAGAGGUGAAGGAGGAGCUCAAAGAGAUGAAAACAGCUUACGAAGAAACUCAAACAAAUCACAAGGCUUAUAUGAAAAAGUUGGUUGUUAGUAUGUGCGAACAGUUAUUAGCCAAAUCCAACCAAAGGAUGGCCAGUUUAAUUGUCAAAUUAGAUAGUAUGGAGGAGGAGAGGAAGAAGAAGAAGAGCAAAUUGGAAAAGAAGGGCAAGACUGAGGAUAGGAAGGCGGAGGAUAGUGUGGUGAAGGUGGACGAGACUAAGAAUAAUGUGAAGAAUUGGUUGAAAGAUGAAGCUACCAAUGAUGAGACAAAGACUGUGUUUACUUGCGAAGCACGAAAGAAGUUGUUUGUUAGAGUUCUAACAAAGUCCACAUGGCUUAAAGAUUCUGAAAUCGACGUAGUCUGCCACUUGUUGCGCAAAAGGAUUGAGCAAUAUCCCAAGACAUAUAAACAUUGUAAAGUAUCAAUAGGGGAUUGCUUAUUAGCAGAUAUGAUGAGGCGAGAGUACCCGAACUAUAAAAAAGAUCCUGAAAAAUUUCCAAUAUCAGACGUCUUUUCUCAGUACUUCUGGGGAGCGCCUCAUAGACAUAUGCCAGAAUGGCCACUAGUAGACGAUAUUUACGUGCCUUUGAACAUUGGCAACAAGCAUUGGGUACUGUGCGUCGUUCGUGUACAAGAUAAUCACAUUGACGUUUAUGACUGCGACUCGAGUAUUUAUAGGAAUCUCGAUCCAUACAUGAGACCUUUGUGUGAGAUGUUUCCACGAAUAUAUGCAAUGGGAGCCAGUGAUGCUGAGCUACAACGGUAUCCUAAUUUCAAUUUCCAGAAACUGACAUAUAAAAGGUUGCCACACCCAGUCAAAAAUGCAGUCGCCAAAAAUGGGGAAGUCCCUAGAGCAGCAGAAAGUGGGGAUUGUGGUGUAUUUAUGCUUAUGCACAUGGAAUACUUGACUGCUGGUUUAGGUGUAGAGAAGAACUUGACUUGUGCUUAUGUAUUCUGA
Molecule: messenger RNA, 1131 nt
Organism: Impatiens glandulifera
Lineage: Eukaryota; Viridiplantae; Streptophyta; Magnoliopsida; Ericales; Balsaminaceae
Exons: 5
Coding region: 1-1131 (376 amino acids)
Biological process (GO): protein desumoylation
Cellular component (GO): nucleus
Molecular function (GO): deSUMOylase activity
Source: RefSeq, a predicted model, not a curated record